Molecule: messenger RNA, 1008 nt
Organism: Caenorhabditis elegans
Lineage: Eukaryota; Metazoa; Nematoda; Chromadorea; Rhabditida; Rhabditidae
Source: the annotation of a RefSeq genome assembly
AUGGCUACCCCUACCUCGUCUCCAUUUCCAAUUCUCCGUUUACCCCCAAAAUCUCUACAAAAUGCACUACAAAUCAUGGAUCGCGUGGAUUUAUUCUACUUCUCAUUCGUCUCACAAAAGUGCAAAAAUCUGGCAAUAGCUCAGAAUAUGAAAGGAUCCAGUAUAAACGUGAUAUUUGUCCCGAGAGUGGAACCGAUUAUCCACAUUACUGUCAGAUUAGCAGACGGAAGUGUUGCUUUUUUCUAUGCUGAUGAGCGACUUGAUGAAGACGGAAUCACUGAAAAACUUUCAAAUACUUUCUCAAUACGCUACCCAAAUGGAUUAAGUUCGACGUCUGUCUGAAAAAUGGAAAACUCUAAAAAUUGAAUUAAAAGUGCUCAUUAAUCAUUUCCAAGCAUUAUUUCAUCUAUCAAAGAUUCAAAAGCUAAAUCCCGGCGAGCCUAGAUCGGAAUCGAUUUAUCCAGCAUUUGAUGGGAUUAAGAUAGAAGUAUUCGAAUUAUCUUUAUGUAGACCCCUUCCCUACUUUGUCUGGAAACGAGAAUUCGGAAAUUUUCUAGAUACUGUCCAGAAGAUACAUAUCAAGUGCAGGGAUACUUCUUAUGACAGCAAUUCUCACAUGCGGAAGGUAUUAUUGGAAAAUCACGAUUGUGUAGAGUUCCUUAGAAUGGAAACUUCGUUAUUAUGGAUUACAAACUCCACUAUUAUAAAACUAAACUACCAAAUUAAAGCCCAUCUCUUAAAUGAGUUCUUCAAACACUGGAUUCAUGGAUCAAACCCAAGGAUGAAACUUUUCGAGGCUCUCAUUGAAACUAGACACUUGAAAUUGAAAAAGUAUAUUCAAAAAGUAUUCAGUGGUAUCAAGUACAAAGGAAAAUUGUCUUUCAAGCGAAUCAAUGGAGUUAUUGAGAAUCAAAUAUCUAUUGAAGGUUUUGACGGAAAACUCGCAACAAUUGACAUAAACAUCAAUGUUCGGAGGAUUUUAAUGCAAAUGUCUGUGCAGUUUUAAUU